CGGUCCUGUUUCCUCUUUAUGCGCUUUCGCCACUAUAAGCCAAAACAUUUCACUGCCGCACUUUACUUUGCUGCUGUGGUGACUUUCCAAACAGCUUGACACCAACUUCCUCACCGGCAGUAGUAUCAUUUUGAUGGGCUUGCUGUGAAGCAUUUCUUUUAUAAUUAGCGUUUUCUUAAUUUUCCUCCAAAAUGCCUGAGUUCAUAUCGGUGGAUGAGUUUAUCGCGGAGACUUUGGAGGACUACAGCUCCCCCACCACCUCUUCCUUCUACACCAAAAUGACAAGUUGCCGAAAUUCCGCCAACAAUAUCGAGGAGGCCUUGGACUCUGACCGUACAAUCUUGCAGAAAAUGAAGAAAGCAGCCAAAGCAAAGCACAUCUCUGGCCAAGACCACGUAUCACAUUUGGAGGCAUACAUCAAUUCCAUGGAGAAGUUGGCCGUGAAUUUCCGCAACAAUGGAGAACAGGAAGUGGCCUCUGCGUUUAAUAAGUUUGCAGAAUUCUCCAAAGAACUGCUGACGCCAAUGAAGAACUUGUUGAAGAGCAUGUUGCACAACGUCAACUUCUUCCUGGACUCGCUGGUAAAAGGGGAUCUGAAAGAGGUCAAAGGUGACCUGAAAAAGCCUUUUGACAAGGCGUGGAGAGAUUAUGAGAAUAAAUUCACUAAAAUCGAGAAAGAGAAGGAACUGGCGAAGCAAUACGGUAUGGUGCGCACAGAGGUGAGCGGAGGAGAGAUUGCAGAAGAGAUGGAGAAAGAGCGCAGGAUGUUCCAGCUACAGAUGUGUGAAUACCUCAUCAAAGUAAAUGAAAUUAAAACCAAGAAAGGAGUAGACCUGCUACAGAACCUCAUCAAACACUACUACUCUCAAUGCAAUUUCUUUCAGGAAUGUCUGGCUGCAACGGAAAAACUCAAGCAGUACAUUGAUGCUCUUACGGGACAGCUGAGUGCUAUCAAACAUAAGCAGGAAGAUGAGAAGAGACAGCUCUGUUCUCUCAGAGAUCAGCUCAGACCGGCUCUGCAGCCCGAAUUCAAGGAGCAGUCUAGGAGAGAUUCUCUGAGCAGACAGACUGUGUACAGCAUGCAUCAGCUUCAAGGCAACAAGCAAUAUGGCACAGAGAAAUCAGGCUACCUCUACAAGAGGAGUGAUGGGUUGAGGAAGAUGUGGCAGAAGAGGAAAUGUACCGUGCAGAACUGCUAUCUUACCAUCGCUCAUGGAACUCCUAAUAAAUCACCAGCUAAACUCAACCUCCUCACCUGCCAAGUCAAACCAAGUCUGGAAGACAAGAAAUGCUUUGACCUCAUCUCACAUAAUCGCACCUACCAUUUUCUGGCUGAUGAUGAAUCUGAUUGUGUGGCGUGGAUAUCUGUGCUUACAAACAGUAAGCAGGAAGCUCUAAAUGUGGCUCUGGAUGAGAGGAAGCCGAGUGGGGAAAACAGCGUUGAGGAUCUGACACGAGCCAUUACUGAGGAUAUUCGCCGCUUGCCUGGAAACAACGUUUGCUGUGACUGUGGGGCUCCAGAUCCGUCUUGGAUCUCUAUAAACCUGGGAAUCCUCACAUGCAUUGAGUGCUCAGGGAUACAUCGGGAAAUGGGUGUACAUUAUUCACGCAUUCAGUCACUUUCUCUGGACAAACUGGGCACUUCAGAAUUGCUGUUGGCAAGAAACGUGGGGAAUUCGGGUUUUAAUGAAAUUGUGGAGGCCAAUCUUCCCAGUCCCUCUGUGAAGCCGUCAGCAGAGAGUGACAUGGCCAUACGAAAGGAUUUCAUUCUCUUAAAGUAUAUGGAGUGGCAGUUUGCACAGCGUAGCGGCGGCUCACCCGAAACGAAGCGCAAAUACCUGCAGGACGCUGUGCACAGUCGGGAUGUCUUCAGCCUCUUACAGCUUUACGCUGAGAGAAUGGACUUCAGCCUGCCACUGCCAUGUCCCCUACAGGAAAAGGGGGAAACUGCACUACACCUAGCCGUCCUAUUGUCUGACAGGACUUCACUUCAUGUGGCUGACUUCUUGUUCCACAACUGUAAUAAUCUGGACGCUCAGACUGUGAAGGGGAACACUGCUUUGCAUUACUGCUGUCAGCACAAUAAAACCGAGUGCCUUAAACUUCUGCUCAGAGCCAAGGCCAACACUCAUAUCAAGAAUGAUAACGGAGAGACGGGGCUGGACGUGGCUCGCAGAUUGAAGCACACGCUGUGCGAGGAGCUGAUCCACCAAUCACAGAACAACCAAUUCAACAUGCACGUGCACGUGGAGUAUGAGUGGAGACUGCGGCAAGACGACCUUUAUGAGAGCGACGAUGACCUAGAUGACAAGAUGGGCCCGGUGAAGAAGGAGCGCUUAGGACGGCCUUUCAGCUUGUAUCACAGUAGCUCUGCCUCUCACUCUGGUGGAGGAGGAAGCGGCGGAGGGGGGUUGUUCAACGUGGGCCGGAGGCUGGCAAUGGCCCGUGGAGAGAACCGGAGGGAGGUGUACGCCAGUCCCAACUCUCAGACACGCAGCCUCGACAGUCCCCCUCCGCCACCCCCUUCAUCGCCCGCACCGCCACUGCCACCUCGAGUCAGAGCUCCAAAUCCCCCUCCUCCCCCUCCUAUGAGCUCACCUGAUGGCUGGACGUCCCAUGAAGUGAGCAGCAGUAAGAAACGAACCCCUCCUCCCCCUCUUAUCAUCCGUCACAAGCGCACCUAUUCUGAGCCCGCCCCUCAGAUGCCCCCCAGCCCCCACGCUUCACGGCAGGGAUCAGCAGAUUAUGGAGUACCUGCUGGCCCGAGGAGCUUCGGCGGUCCAGACUCACCUUUCCAGAAGUGUGUCUCAGGUUCUCCCAAAUACACGUUGUCCACUCUCAACUCCUUAUCUGAGCUACCAGAACGAGCGGGCUUUCGAGCAGAUGGGGAGUGCAGCUCGUCUCACUUUCUGUAUCAAACCCCACAAUCUAUCAGCAGCGGCGGGCGGCAUGCCCCGGCCCUGUCCCCCACCUCCCCGCGCUCCUUCAGCCUGGAGGCUAACGGCAGCUCCACGUCCUCCUGCCACACAGCUCCUCACCCCCUGCCCAGGAAAACUCUGAUGAAGUCGAAGCUGAAGCGCGUCAAGGCCAUGUACGACUGCGUGGCGGAUCAUCACGAUGAGCUCACCUUCAACGAGGGUGAGGUUCUGGUGGUGCUCGGAGAGGAGGAUGCUGAUUGGUGGCACGGCUACAUCGAGGGACAGCCAGACAGAACGGGCUUAUUUCCAGCAUCGUUUGUCUCCAUGCUCGCUGAAUGAAGCCGGCCAACGGAGCUGAAAUCAUAGCACGGUCGACUCUGCUGCCAAAGCACCCUGGGAAAUGAGGGGCUUGAAGUCUACCCACAGAACCAUCGGUAAUGAAGAAUCAGCAUAACAAAGCAGCACUCACAGGCCCGUCUGCAGCGCCAAGGGAGAUGGGAUAUGUGGAACACGUUGUGCUGUGAGCGAAACUUCUCAUAGUUUGCAGUUGUUCAGGCCCCUCACUUAUGAGAAUCAUACCCUCUGAUCCAUCCACAGACCUGACGUCAUGUACUCUCCUAAAAAUGCUUCAAAAGCACACACAGCAUGAUCUGCAUGUUACAGUGAACUGAACUCAGACGUCAGCUCAUAGGUUCGUAUUACGAAAAUCUAAUGCAGAGAUUGUGUCGCCGUUCGAGGGACGGAGAACAGCUUUAAAGCACAACGCUCUGCGACAGGGUAAAAAAAACAAAAAAAAAAAACUAAUACAUUAUUGAUGUUGUGUGUUUGGGUGAAUAUCGAAAAAAAAAAAAACAUAUCCAGGUUAUAUUACGCCUGCAUUUGAGAAAAAAAGUAUUUUUUAUACCAAGAAUUUUUGCUUUGUGACUUUUUUUAACAUUUAAGCACAUUUCCCCCAAAUUCUUAGUUUUUAAAAACUUAUUUGAAUUACUGUGUUAAAUACUGCAAACAGUAUUUUUUUUAAUGUAACAUCAGGGAAAAUACCAUAAAUAUCCGGUAUACAAGUAGCCUAUAUACUAUAAAAACUAAUGAGUAAUUAGUUUGCUUCUCACAUUACAGCAACAAUUUGGAAAGAAAAGUGCUUUAAAAAUAAACACUUUGACUGUCCUAAAACAUUUCUUUGAUUAACUUUUAUUAUAAGGUCACCCAUUUAUUGUUCAUUUUCUUAACUUCAGAACAUAACACAAGUCACUAAACCGAAUGGUUAAGUGGUUUAUUGAAAACAGAUUAAUCACAGGUUCGCACAAAACAUCAUGAACUUAGAAGCUUACAAAGAUGUGCACACAUCACGCAGUUUGGCCAUUACAAUGGGUUUGAAGCAUCACAUUCAGCUGGACAGUCUUUGAACACAGACGAACUCCUUAAAGUGCUUUGAGAGUACAGAACUACUUGUGGCAGAAGACAUUUUUGCAAAUCACGUCACACCCAGGGAAUAUUAAAUCUGCGGUCACGUUGUUAAACAAAACAAAACCAUAAAAACUCAACUGGCCAGAGUUACUGCUCAAUAUCUUGGAAUCCUAAAUAAAUCCACCAGUUGGAAAAAAUAUUCAAUUAUAAUUGGUGAGCUGUUUCUCUACUUGCAUUGGAAGAUCUUAUAUAUAAACAGUUGUAUUAAAAGUUGAAAUUGUGGUUUUAGCUCUGCUUUUGUUGUUUAUGAACCUGAAUGGGAAACUAGGGUAUUGUGAGAUAUUUAUGUAUUGUGUAUCUCAUUAAAAAAAUAGGCUUGUAUGUUUUUCUGUAUUUUUUUUUAUUUUAUUAUCAUUAUUUAUGCGACAAUAUCAAAAAUUGUUUUAUUUUUAAUACUGUCCUGGAUGCUAUUAAACUGUGACUUUUGAAUUCA
Puntigrus tetrazona (Sumatra barb) is the source of this 4815-nucleotide messenger RNA. RefSeq names its product arf-GAP with SH3 domain, ANK repeat and PH domain-containing protein 2-like. Gene Ontology annotation, cellular component: cytoplasm. The record is from RefSeq and is a predicted model, not a curated record. Lineage: Eukaryota; Metazoa; Chordata; Actinopteri; Cypriniformes; Cyprinidae. Gene Ontology annotation, biological process: positive regulation of GTPase activity. Gene Ontology annotation, molecular function: GTPase activator activity; protein binding.